GUGUCUAAAAACAAAUGAACCCAGAAAGUCAUCAGAAUCAGUUUUAUUAGCAAAGUUUGCAGCAUACAAAGACUGUCUUGGCUUUUGUUUGCACAAGUGUAACAGAAGAAUGAAAAUAGAACAAAAGUAAGGUAAUAAUAAUAAAAGCAAAGUAAUAUUAACAUUGAAUUAAACAUUUUAAACCUGGGGGUGAGACAGUAGAGAGGGGGAAGUACAACAUUGAUUGUAGUUACAGGAAGAAAGAGACUUUACUGUCAGGUAUCCCCCUCCCCCAGACCGACGAAAUCACUGACGUCAAAUCACUGACAUCUGUAGUCAAAAAGGAAGUAAGGUCAUAUUUAAAUUAGGCCAGCCCUCAUCCUGUCUGCACUGCCAAGUGUCAAGUCAGGAUGUCAUUUGCAAACAAUGCUAGAAUGAUGAAGGUUUUGUCAUCUGUCUACCUUCAAGGUGGGUGUUUGUGCCUCUGCAUGACCUGAUUUGUGAGUUACACCCAAUCGGAUGGCAAAAAGGAAGGAGGAGCCACUGGGCUGCUGCAAGUAGUUUCACAAUCACUCACUUUUUUUUAACAGCAGAGGUGAACUUGACAAGUGGAGGAACAGCUGCUCGUGUGUGUGUGAGAUGUAUUUCUGUUCAGACAUGUCUUCUUCAAGCCUGUUGAUUUUACUUCUGUGUGCACCCAUCAUGGGUCAGAUACCUGUCCCUCUCAAUGCCACUGUCGGAGAGUCCGUCCUGAUUCCUUGUUCACUACCACUGAAUUCAACAAGCAUCAAAUGGUUUUACUGGCAGCAGGAGCAAUCUAACAACAUUUUGUUCCACUGGCACAUCAGUGAGAAAACACAGACAACAGCCUCUGAAUACAGGAACAGGUGUCAAGGCUUCAAUACUGAGUUUAGUUCUGGAAAUAUUUCUAUUAGACUAAACAAUGUUAGUGUUGGAGAUGACCAGAAAACAUUCUCGGCCUGUGUUGGUUUUGAUUCUACUAAAGGGCUUGAACGUCAGUGCAAAUCCUCUUUGCAGGUCUCAGCUCCCUACCAAGAUCUUGUCCUGACCAUUAACAACACAUUAAACAGUGCAACCUGUACGGCACAUGGAGGAUACCCUGAACCUGAAGUGAAAUGGACUGGUCAAAACAAAUUCAGCGGUGAACAACUGAAACUGAAGGAUGCUCAGACGUCCCAUCAGCAGCAUCCAACCAAGAAAACCUUCUCUGUCACAAGCACCGUCAGUGUCAAAGAGCUGCAGUCUGUAACCUGCCUCGUGUAUAACCCUCACUCCAACCAGCAGAUUAAGAACACUGCAGUGAUUGAUGCUCCUGGUGAGUGAUACAGAUACAGAUAAAUAAAGAUAAUAAGAUGCUUCCCUGAUGGUAUUGCAUUAUGGAUAAGAAUCUAAACAUCUAAAGUGCCCAAAACUUUUGCACAGUACUGUAAUUCUAGUAAAUACAAUUCACCAUUAAUAAACUAUAAUGAAACUUACUUUAAAUAAACUAUAAGCAGUUUCAGUUGUUUGAUUUCUGUAUUACAUAAGUAACUGAAGA
Messenger RNA from Thunnus maccoyii (southern bluefin tuna), 1537 nucleotides. Its product is annotated as butyrophilin-like protein 2. The transcript has 5 exons. Bases 619 to 1323 code for a protein of 234 amino acids. NCBI's taxonomy places the organism in Eukaryota, Metazoa, Chordata, Actinopteri, Scombriformes, Scombridae. The record is from RefSeq and is a predicted model, not a curated record.